This is a messenger RNA of Hemisphaericaspora subhashii, 927 nucleotides long. Its product is annotated as kinetochore-associated Ndc80 complex subunit. The transcript is spliced from 2 exons. Lineage: Eukaryota; Fungi; Ascomycota; Pichiomycetes; Serinales; Debaryomycetaceae. The coding region runs from base 1 to 927 and encodes 308 amino acids. The record is from RefSeq and is a predicted model, not a curated record.
AUGAAUAAUAAAUUAUCCAAUUUAUAUAAAAUAGAUGAUGACAAAUAUUCUCGAAUCAAAAAUGCAUCCCAACUCCCACAAUAUCAAGAUAUUUCCAUAAACCGAAAUGAUAACAUCUUCAAUAUCCUAGAACAAAGAUCAUUAUUAUUGGAUAAAUUGCAUGAAGGUAUAGUUCGACAAUUAGUCAGACUAAACUCCAAAUCAAGUUCAAUCAAAGAGAAAGAAGUAGAGUUAAAUCGAACCUUACUGGAAAUCACAAAACGAAUUGAAGAAUUCCCCGAUGAUGAUCGAAAUAGCAAUAAUCGAGAUUUUUUAAAUCAAGAUUCAAUUCUACUUCAACUUAAAUUAUAUAAAGCUCUCGGGGUCUCAAUUAGUCUGGAAACUAAGGAAUAUGUGGAAUCGGGUAUACGGAAACAGAAAGAAGAAGUGAGGAUAAGUGUUAUGAAUCCGGGCGAUAGUAAACCUAGUGUAUUGGUCGUACUAGGUAAAGAUAGCUCCCAGGAAUUUGAACAGUUGCAGAGUGAACCAUUUGAGGAACCUCCCGUGGUUACUCCCCAAAACCCACCGGAUGCCCUCUUGGGAUAUACGACUGAAGACGAUCAAGGAUUUGGCAAAGACAGUCAAGAAGAGGAGCAGCCACAAAUGGAUCUCACUCAAGAUGUAAGGAAUAUCGAGAGUGAGGGAAAUGGGGAAGAAGUUAAAGUGACUAAUACGGCAGAUGAGGAGACUAAUUUGCAAGAUAAUAGCGAAGUUGAAAAGGAAGUAGAUGUAGACAUAAUCGAGGAAGAUCAAGACGUAGGCGUCAUAGAGGUUCUAGUUCUGCACCUGUAUUAUCGAGUUCUCGUUCUGCACCUGUAUUAUCUCGUAGAUCAAGAUGUAGAUGCGGAGGAAGAGGAAGAUGCCGAUGCUGACAUGUCUAUGGAAUGA